AAGAUGGGGCGGGUUCUAAUGUGUUUCCCGAUUUAACUUUGUAACGUAAUAGUAUUAGCUUACUAUUUUAGUCGACAGCUAAAGACUGUUUGGAGGUUUAGCUCAAAGUCAGCUACUAGUAUCGAGGAUUUGUCAAGAAUUUCAGGCUCGGUGGAAAUGCGUUUAUUUUACACGUCGUUUGUUUUGUGCGUCCUCUACAUGAGCACAUGCACCUGUGAUGAGCUCCUGUCUUCAGAAGAUGCUGAGUUCUGCAAGGGGAAAUUAAAGGUGAUUUACCCGGAUCUGGUCGUUGAUAAAUGCAUGACCGUCCCUCAGAGGAUCAGAGAGAAGAUCAGUCAGGAGUGGGGUCCACCUCAAGUACAGCUGCCAAGUGCUGAUGAGGAGAAGAAAUACACUCUUUUAAUGGUGGAUCCAGAUGCUCCUAGUCGUCAGAAACCUUCUCACUCUUACUGGAGACACUGGUUACUUGUUGACAUUAAGGGGGAAGCACUACAGAGAGGAGACGUCAGCGCUGUUCAACUAUCCGCAUACACCCGUCCCACUCCACCCAAAGGCUCUGGAUUCCACCGCUACCAGUUCCUUAUAUUUGAGCAGCCUGAUGGUCAGAGCCUGUCCCUCAGCCCGCAGGAGAACAGCUCACGGGGUAACUGGGAUCCGCAGGCUUUUGUUGAGAGGUUUGGUCUGUCUGGACCAGUGGCUUCUCUUCAGUUCCUCACCCAAAACCGCAAGGACUAGGACACCUCCAGCCUGCGGCUCAACUUUGACCUCUGGCCUUCACACACUCCGUGGCUCAAUUUGUCCCAGUUCUGAUACUAUAUCAAGAAUUAAUGUAUUUAGGCACAUUAAUAUUUAGGUGAACAUUAAACUAAUAAAAGAUGAAUUGUGUUGUUUCCCCAUUUCUGAAUUGUAACUUGUAGGAAUGUGUUUGAUGCAAUAUCAAAUAUCUCACAUGUUCAUAAAAAUCUAAAUAAAGGUCAUAGUCAUA
Molecule: messenger RNA, 985 nt
Organism: Carassius carassius (crucian carp)
Lineage: Eukaryota; Metazoa; Chordata; Actinopteri; Cypriniformes; Cyprinidae
Product: phosphatidylethanolamine-binding protein 4-like
Exons: 7
Coding region: 157-735 (192 amino acids)
Source: RefSeq, a predicted model, not a curated record